Penaeus indicus is the source of this 390-nucleotide messenger RNA. RefSeq names its product cuticle protein 7-like. The record is from RefSeq and is a predicted model, not a curated record. Lineage: Eukaryota; Metazoa; Arthropoda; Malacostraca; Decapoda; Penaeidae. Gene Ontology annotation, cellular component: extracellular matrix. The transcript has 3 exons. The coding region runs from base 1 to 390 and encodes 129 amino acids.
AUGGAUUCUGCUAUAGGCUGCGUCGGUGUGCCCUAUAAAAGCCAGAUUCGCCUAUGUUUCUCAGCAGUUCCAUUUAAAAUGACAUUUAAGGUUAUCGUUCUGUCCGCUCAUUUGGUAGAUGUCGGACCAGCCCACUACGACUUCAGCUAUGCAGUAAAACAUGAUUACUCGAGUAACGACUUUGGUCACCAAGAAAAUCGCAACGGAUACACCACUCAAGGAGCUUACUUUGCACUGCUUCCUGACGGCCGUAUGCAGAGGGUAUCGUACAACGUGAACGGCGAUGCUGGAUACGUUGCCCCGUAUGAGGGAGAGGCUGAAUACGCCGCCCCAAGACCUUCCCCUUCCUAUCAGCCUGCUCAUUCUUAUGAUUUAUAUCUCAAAGUCUGA